UGUAUGUGAGGGUGUGUGUGUGAUCCAGACCCAGCUAAUGGAUGUCAGAUGUGUCUGUGUUGCUCUUGUUCGUCAUGGCGCCGUUGCAGCGCGGAUGAGAUUUUAUUAACCUCUCACGUCUGAAACUCUGAACUCCUAUCUGCUCCUUGUUUUACCCGCAAAUCUGAGUCCAUCUCGCCUGGAUCGGAACCGGCCAUGACCGUAGAGCAGAAUGUACUGCAGCAGCACUCUCAGAAGCACCAGCAGACAUUACUAAACCAGUUGAGGGAAGUAACUGGAACUACAGAUGUUCAGCUUUUAAAGCAGGCGCUGCAGGUCAGUAACGGUGACCUAGCUGAGGCAGUUGCCUAUCUCACGGAGAAGAACGCCAAGGUCCCACAGCAAGAUGAAGCCACAUACUACCAGACAGCCCAGGUCACCAAUGAUAGAUACAUCAGCGUGGGCAGCCAGGCUGACACAAAUGUAAUUGAUCUCACUGGAGAUGAUAAAGAUGACCUUCAGCGUGCCAUCGCUCUCAGUCUGGAGGAGUCGAACAGGGCCUUCAGGGAGACUGGAAUCACUGAUGAAGAGCAAGCCAUUAGCAGAGUCCUAGAGGCCAGCAUCGCAGAGAACAAGGCCAGCCUGAAGCGGACUCACACAGAAGUAUGGAGCGAUUCAGCCAAUCCUUAUGACAGGAAGAGGCAGGAGAACUGUCCCGUAGGGCUGAAGAAUGUGGGCAACACAUGUUGGUUCAGUGCAGUUAUACAGUCUCUUUUUAACCUGCUGGAGUUCCAGAGGCUGGUGUUGCAUUAUUCACCCCCUGCCCGAAUGCAGGACUUGCCACGCAAUCAGAAGGAGUUCAGGAACCUCCCCUUCAUGCAGGAGCUGAGGCGCCUCUUCUCGUUGUUGGUAGGUUCCAAGCGGAAGUAUGUGGACCCAUCCAGAGCUGUGGAGAUCCUAAAGGAUGCCUUCAAGUCCAGUGAGUCUCAACAGCAGGAUGUGAGCGAGUUCACCCACAAACUCUUGGACUGGUUGGAAGAUGCAUUUCAGAUUAAGGCAGAGGAGGACAGGGAGGGAGAGAAUCCAAAGAACCCUAUGGUUGAGCUGUUCUAUGGGCGGUUUCUGGCUGUAGGCGUUCUGGAGGGAAAGAAAUUUGAGAACACUGAGAUGUUUGGGCAGUACCCUCUUCAGGUGAACAGCUUCAAAGAUCUACAUGAGUGUUUAGAGGCGGCUAUGAUUGAGGGCGAGAUUGAGUCGUUGGAUUCUGCUGAGAACUCUGCCAAAUCAGGGCAGGAGCACUGGUUUACAGAACUCCCACCGGUUUUAACAUUUGAACUGUCUAGGUUUGAGUUUAAUCAAGCCUUAGGCCGACCUGAGAAGAUCCACAACAAGCUAGAGUUUCCAUCAAUGCUCUACAUGGACAGGUACAUGGACAAAAACAGAGAUAUCACCCGGAUAAAGCGAGAGGAGAUCAGAAGACUUAAGGAGCACCUGACUGUCUUCCAGCAGCGACUGGAGAGGUAUCUCAGCUAUGGCUCAGGGCCCAAGCGUUUUCCUCUGGCUGAUGUUCUCCAGUAUGCCAUGGAGUUUGCAUCCAGCAAGCCUGUAUGCACAUCGCCUGUAGAAGACAUUGAUACAACAGCACCACCUGGUGGCACAACUGCUCAGCUUCCACCUGCAGCAAGCACAGGGGAGCAACCAGAUGGGUGUGUCUCUGCUGAGGUCUCCAGUACCGGUCCACAGACACAGCAGCAGCAGCGGGUGCCAAUUCAUAAACCCUUCACCCAGUCCCGCGUCCCGCCAGACCUGCCCAUGCAUCCCGCCCCACGAAACAUCACAGAGGAGGAGCUGAGGGUACUGGAGGGCUGUCUGCACCGCUGGAGGAGGGAAGUGGAGAAUGACACCAGGGAUUUGCAAGCUAGUAUAUCCAGAAUCCACAGAACUAUCGAACUCAUGUAUUCUGACAAGUCCAUGAUGCAGGUGCCGUACCGGUUGCAUGCAGUUUUGGUCCACGAGGGUCAGGCAAACGCAGGACACUACUGGGCGUACAUCUACGACCCACAUCACCGGCAAUGGAUGAAGUACAAUGACAUCUCUGUUACAAAAUCAUCCUGGGAGGAGCUGGUGAGAGACUCAUUUGGUGGAUAUCGCAAUGCCAGCGCGUACUGUCUCAUGUACAUUGACGAUAAAAAACCCUUCCUCAUCGAAG
This is a messenger RNA of Xyrauchen texanus (razorback sucker), 2188 nucleotides long. Its product is annotated as ubiquitin carboxyl-terminal hydrolase 25-like. Gene Ontology annotation, cellular component: nucleus; cytosol. The annotation marks the transcript as partial. The record is from RefSeq and is a predicted model, not a curated record. The transcript has 16 exons. Gene Ontology annotation, molecular function: protein binding; cysteine-type deubiquitinase activity; cysteine-type endopeptidase activity. Gene Ontology annotation, biological process: regulation of protein stability; protein deubiquitination. NCBI's taxonomy places the organism in Eukaryota, Metazoa, Chordata, Actinopteri, Cypriniformes, Catostomidae.